AUUAUUGUUGACUUGGGGUCUUGUUGAGUUAUUGAGUGAUUUUGUUAUGUUUUCGUUUUACUUUGUGAAAUAACAAUUAUGUUGUGAAGUUUAAAUGCAUACGUAUUAUUUACUUCUUCCUACACGUCCGUAUAAACCUGCUAAAAUCGAAACCCUUAGAAUACUAAUAUGGCGGAAGGAUCUGAUAUAAUAAUUCUUCAUAAGAUUUUAAUUACCGCUUUUGUUAUAACUUUCGUGUACAAUUAUUACACUGAAUAUGGGAUUACAAUAAUAGAGAUUGAAAAUCCUACAUUUAGUCUUCUGGGACCGUUCAACACAACACAAAUUGUUGCGGACGAUAACUAUAAUCAAUUGAUAGAUAUUGACCAGUUUACCUUUAAGAUAAACCCUCAGCCGUGCGAAAACUACUCAGCUGGGUUCUUGCUAAUGAUAAUUGUAACUUCAAAUCCAAGUAAUUAUGAAAACCGUGAGGUUAUACGUAAUACCUGGGGUAAAAAUCAAGACUCCACAAAAGUAGUGUUCCUGGUUGGGGAAUCUGAGAAUAUUAAUAUUACAAAUCAAAUAACCAAUGAAAGUAAAUCAUUUGGGGAUAUAGUACAAGGUAGUUUCAUUGAUGCAUAUAGAAAUAUGACUUAUAAACAUGUUAUGGGUCUUAAAUGGAUAGUUCACCAUUGUCCGAAAGCUAAAUACAUUUUGAAGGCUGAUGAUGAUAUCCUGGUGAAUUUGCCUCAAAUGCUGCGAUUUCUGAGUAGGGAAUUGUCUCCGUGGGGCGCUAAGGAUCUAAUUGCUUGUCGUGUGCGUGAACAUACCAAAGCUUUGAGAUACAAAUCUAAAUGGCAGGUGACUGAGAAGGAAUAUGCACCUGAAUAUUAUCCAACCUAUUGUCCUGGUUGGGCUAUCAUAUACUCACAAGACGUAGUCCCUCGAUUGCUAAAAGUAGCCCAAGACCUACCGUACUUCUGGAUUGACGAUGUCCACAUAACGGGAGUUAUCGCCGAAAAAAUUGAUGUACCUCGCACACAACUCGCCAGUUUUAUUUUAUCUACUAUUAGUAUCCAAACGCUUAAAGCCUUAGGACCUAAAUAUAUCCAGCAAUUUAUGUUUAGUCCCCCAGAUAUGAGUUUAAAUCAAAUAACGGAUAUUUGGAAGUUGAUCUCGGAAUAUAAGUAUUAAUUUUAUACUUAAAAGUUAAAGUUUAUAACAUUUCCAAAGGUUUAAGAUCCGUUAUUAUAAUAAAUAUCGUGACACAUACGAAAUGAACUAAAAAUCGCGGGUUACUUA
Messenger RNA from Spodoptera litura, 1281 nucleotides. Its product is annotated as glycosyltransferase. Gene Ontology annotation, cellular component: Golgi membrane. NCBI's taxonomy places the organism in Eukaryota, Metazoa, Arthropoda, Insecta, Lepidoptera, Noctuidae. Gene Ontology annotation, molecular function: hexosyltransferase activity. The record is from RefSeq and is a predicted model, not a curated record. Gene Ontology annotation, biological process: protein O-linked glycosylation.